Messenger RNA from Enterospora canceri, 963 nucleotides. NCBI's taxonomy places the organism in Eukaryota, Fungi, Microsporidia, Enterocytozoonidae. The record is from the annotation of a GenBank genome assembly.
AUGAGGGAACCCAUGUCGAAACUGGACGAGCUCACUCGAUGCGUGGUGGUGGCUUCUCUGAUGACUGGAAUAUCCCUCUGCUCUGGUCUAGUGCCACUCUUCAUCAAGAAGAGCAGACGGAGUGGGACUAUCUUCAGCAUAUUCAAUACGCUGAUUGUUGGAAUCAAUUUCGGAAACAUCUGCUACGAUAUGAUACCAGAAAUGACUGGAGACUGUGACGUAAAUAGGACGCCUUACCUCUAUAUUGGACUGGUUGUUCUGGCACUGAUUGCAGUUGAAUCGAUUUUCGUAAAGGAGCACCAUCACGAGCACCACCACGAGGAGGUGGUUCGAGGCGAAAGUGGAUCCAAUUCGACCUUAAACAGCGAAAAGGGUGACCAGCCCGUGACAUUCGAGACCAACGUAGAGAAGACAGAGAAGAUACCAUGCACCCACGACAGUAGCACGGAAGAAGAAGACUUCUUUGGACAGCACCACUUGGAAUUCAUCAAAACAACUGGAAACUACACCAGUUUAUGCAUAUUUCUAUUUGCCAUUUCACUGCAUUCGUUUCUAGAAGGACUGGAUACGACAUGUGCGACGAUCUUCAGCUCCCACAUUGUUGGGCUCCUUCUUCACAAGUGUGCGGAGUCACUCUCAAUAGGAAUGGCACUCUACUCGUCCAAGCUGAAGAAGAGCCAUGCCACGCUUCUUCUUUGCUGCUUCGUGCUUCUUACGCCUGUUGCAAUAUUUGUUGGACGGGUCAUCAGAAACAGCCACAAGUUCAUGGCCCUCUACUUCAAGGCACUUGCUCUUGGAUCAUUGAUGUAUGUCGUAUUCUUUGAAGGAAUGGGUCACUGCAUGCAUGGUCGGAGAAAGUGGCUCAACAUCAUCCUACUCACCCUGGGAUACCUAACCACAAUUUGUAUUGUGGAACUAGCGCACGGACACGGACACGAUCAUAGCCACGGUCACAGCCACUAA